CGGAAGUAACGUUUUAUCUGGACGGAAAACAGCAGUCAGUCAGAACAAGUUCAAUGUAGUUCAUGUAGUGAUGUUGAACAGUUAAACUUUGCCGUUUCAGUUAAGGUGCAGCGUCAUUUGAGCACAGAGCUAUCAUUUCUGUCAGCUAGCGCCGUGCAGUUUUCGUUGGUUAGGGAGGACUAACUUAACACCGGACUUAGCGUUAGCGACGUCGAUCAAAUGACGGAUAAGCCCGUUAGCUUGCACAAGCUAGCCAACUGAACCGGAGUAAAUAUUUAACUUGGCAUGACAUCGCUAUUUAUUAUUUUUGUUCCGCAUAGUUUGUUCGUGUUAAUCCCUUUAUGGUUUUUAAACGCUAGAUGUGAACUUAGCGUCGCUUUGAUAUGACUAGCUGAGCUGUUUCCGUUCAGUGGAAACGUUGCGCACCAGCUUUCGCUUUCCAGAGUUAGUGCCGUCCGCGGUGAUGAAGUAGCUGUGGCGCUACACAGCUGCUAUGGUGUGCGAGUUAGCACCAGUGAGUAAACAACGCCUGGAACGGGGAGCGACAGUCGACACAUGUCCCUCUAGUCAUUUCUUCGCUGUCGCCAUCACAGUUCCUGGACUGUCCCCACAGCUGGAAGGACUUACGCCCAUGCCCCCCCUCCUCCACGUUCAGCUUUUGCCAAGUUGAACAGCUGCCAAUGAGACACAAGUAUGAAGGCUCUGGGAUCCAGAUUCUCCUUUUAUGCGGGUUUUGUCGUGGGGACCUUCACGCUGUACGUGUUUCUACGGCAAGUGCGGUUUGAACGGAGCCCGGUCCCUCAGCAGGGCGACAACCUCAACAAACUUCAAGACCAGCAGCAAGAGAUUGAGGAAGAACAGAAGAUAUGGAAGAAAGAAAGGUCUGCUCUUUUCAACCUGAAACACCCUCAUCAUAUAGGUGAGGACAGCCGCAUGGCUGAUGAGUUGUACAACAAAGUCCGUAUUCUCUGCUGGGUGAUGACUGGACCCAACAAUCUGGAGAAGAAGGCUCGCCACGUGAAACACACAUGGAGCCGUCACUGCAAUAUAGUGGUUUUCAUGAGCUCUGUGGAUGACCCUGACUUCCCCACAGUGGGGUUAGGAACAAAGGAAGGUCGGGACCAACUGUACUGGAAAACAAUCCGGGCCUUCCAUUAUGCCUACGAGCAUCAUGCGCACGAGGCCGACUGGUUCCUCAAGGCAGAUGACGACACGUACGUAAUAGUAGAUAACCUGCGCUGGAUUCUUGCAAACCACACGCCCGAAGAGCCGAUUUACUUUGGCCGAAGAUUCAAGCCCUACACCAAGCAGGGAUACAUGAGUGGUGGUGCGGGCUACAUACUGAGCAAAGAGGCACUGCGGAGAUUUGUGGAAGGCUUUAAAAACAAGGUGUGCACACACACUACAUCUGUGGAGGACCUGGCAAUGGGGCAAUGCAUGGAGAAAGUUGGGGUACUUGCAGGAGACUCCCGAGACACUGUUCACAGGGAGACGUUUCAGCCCUUUGUUCCCGAACAACACCUCACUGCCAAGUUCCCAAAGAGCUUCUGGUACUGGAGCUACUGUUACUAUCCUAUUUCAGAGGCAAGUACAGGUCCAAACUGCUGCUCGGAUCUGUCGGUGUCUUUCCAUUAUGUAGAUGCUGCGGGGAUGUAUCGGUUGGAGUACUACGCCUAUCACCUGCGUGCCUUUGGCUACAGAUAUCGGUACCAGCCCCCCUCACCAAAAGGUUAUACAGUUGAAAAGCCAAGUUCACUGGAAGCUGUGGAAGGAAAAAAAGACACGGCCUCUCAGGAGGUGCAGCAGGGAAAGGGGGAUAAACUGUCCGGGGAUGACCAGAAAGAGGAGGCGAACCCUCCUCCUGCAGAUGGUAAAGACCACCCUGCAGAUCCAGUAGAGAACUGACACCAGCAGUGGGUGUGGGGUGGGACUGAGGGAGUGGGUGUUUCUGAGUGCUUGCCCUUUUCGUCCUGAUGAUUAUGUUUCAUGUUUUGUUUAGUUUUUUUUAAAGAUUUGUCUGCUUGAAUUUCAUCACAUGCAGGUGCAGCGUUAUUGUGAACUGGGAGGGAGAGAUUGGUCCUCAGACUCUCGCAUUGUUUUAUGACUCUUACUUUUUGUGGUUUUAACAGGUUUCUCCUUUAAGAGCUGAGGAGACAUUUCCUUAGGCUUUAUUCAUUUUGAACUUAGUGAAGUGUUUUCCACAUUUGAAAAACAGAAAGUAUUUUGUCAUGCUCAGUCUUGUCCACACCAGAUGUACCAGACCCGAACGUGCUGUUUAUCCUGACUGAUGGGAAUAGUUUGACUUUAUUUCAAACAGGAAGGAAGAACCUGGUUCUAUUGUUCAAAGUGUUUUGAGGUAUCAGUCUCAGUGAAUCCUGUAAACUAAGAAUAAUUUUUAAAAAAGUGCAAAUGUAGUGUCAGUCAGUUUUAGCAUGAGCUACCUCCCAAACUUGAUUUUUAUUGUCUUCAAAAGUCUUUUCACUUCAGGCAUUGGUUACAUUCUGUCGGUUUUCUACACAGAGGUAGGAGCGCACAUGAUCUAUGUUAUUGUAUUUACAUUAAUCUAAAUGAAGAUUUAGUUAAACAUGAAGGAAUUGUUUUUAACGAGUAUUUCUUAAUAAUUCUGGAGCUCUGUUGGGCUGCAGCUGUUUUUUUUUGUAUUCUGAUUAUGUUUCAUUUCUGAGUUGUUUUUUUAUUUUUAGAAAAGUUAAAAAACAACAAAAAAGUUUAAAAUCAUCAGUUUAGCUUCCGAUAUGACAAAGAAAAACAACACAUUUUUCAGCAGUAUGAGACAGGACUAAGGAACCUGUAUCAAACAAAAAUUUCUUAUCAAACUUUCAAUUGCUGAACACAAAUUUUGAGUCAGAGUCAGGGUUAGUUAAAGCAUUAUAACAUCCAGGAAAGGGCCUCUUUAUGAGUUAUGUUCAGUUAAAACAAAUACUGUCAUCAUUUAAAAAAAUCCACUUGGAAGCAUUCAUCUUUGAUCAACACAUGCAGCUGUGUGUGCUCACACUGUAUAUUACAUAGAUAGUCUUACCAAGUGCAACAUUUCCAGAAUGAAAAUUUUUAGAGAAGAGCACUAUUUGGAUGUAUCCAAAUUUCUUAUUGGGGGUAAUCGUACUACUUAAUAUGAAAACAUGAGGUUGCCAUCAUCUUUUUCUUUUUCUCUUGCUAGACGCACAAUGAACAGGUACAAGCUGUCAAACAGGUUUUUUUUUUUCUCUAGAAAGAUAUGAUCUUCUCCAAACCGCAUUUGUGAGUUUUCUUAAGAUAACAUUGGCUAAACAUGUUUAACUAGUUCCCUGCCCCACAUGGACCCAUAAGCUUGUGCCUUGUAAAAUGAGAUUGUAUGAGCCAUAAGCUGCACAUUUGACUUUGCACUGUGACAUUACCACAACAAGAGGAAGUUGAAUUUUAAUUUAGUCACAUCCUACAAUUGUACUGUGUGUGGCCUUUUAGAGAGUGUGACUUGCCCAUGAAAGGGAUUUCAUUUCCUUGUUUUUUAUUUAGUUUUUUGUUUUCUGUCAACACACUGAUACUGGCGGGGUCACAUGAUUCGUAAGUGUUAACAACAGUUGCUUUGCAUGUUUACAAGUUGAUAACCAAACACAGACUUGGAUAUAUUAGUGACACAUUAAUGACCAAGAGCUGUCUGAAACACAAUUAAUUUGGGAUUCAAUGCACUUUUAAACUGUUGCUGUUUUGACUUUUAACCACUAAAAGCCUUUAUUUUCUGAAAUUUCCAAAACUGAUUAUGUAAUAAUGGCCUUUCAGAGUGCAUUUUGGGUGUACAGUUGUUUUUUCUGUGUGAACAGAGUGUUAGUAUGUUCCUUUAAAAAAAUGAAACAACAAGUCUUUUCAAUGUCAAGUCACUCUUAACCAAUUCGGUAUGUUUUAAGUAAAGCUUCCUUUUGAAUUGACAGACCCUUUGUCCCGUUUAACUGGAUUAAUAAUUAAAAGGCUGAAUCAACUUUCCAGUGGGAGAGAUGCCACACUUCCAGCCCUCGACAAUCUACCGUAAAACGUUUAUUAAAUAGAAACAUGUACAGUAGUGUAUUUAUGUUGGAAAUGUGUUUAUGUUGGAAUGAACAUUUUAACUGCAUCAGUACCUUAAGUGUGUAAAUUAAUUUGACAGUGCGUGAGCUGACAAGGGGCGGGCUGGAUCCUUUUUACAGGAUGGUUCUUUAAUCACUAUAUAAAUAAAUGCAUAUUUUAUUUUACACCUUGUGUUUGACAUCUGUUUACAUCAAAUUACACAGUUAUUUCAGUAUUUCUAGUGGACUGUGCAAGCGCUCAUGCAUGGUUAACAGGGGUAUGUGUCUGCGGUUACAGAGCAUUGUUCCUUUGUCCGGAUAUACGUCAGAGCCACUUCAGAGAUUCUUGGAUCCUCUGCCUUUCAUGGUUGAUGUGUCGGCCGUUCUUCUUUUGCAGAUACCUCUGUGACAAUGGUGAAGCUCCACGUGCAUUUCCUUCAGCGAUGUCUGACUCGCUUGUUCUUCGGCUCAGCAGAUCUCGAUACAUGUGGUCAGUACUACCUUUUGAUGGAGCAGUGCUUCUCCGUCCCAUAAGCCCCACAAAGCUGUCAUAGUCGAUGCCGUGAGAUCUCUUCCAUAUUGCACUUUCGCUUGCCUCUCUCUGUGAUUUGUAGAUCUUGUCUUUACUCCAAAUCUUAACAGGACAUAAUAUGAGGAGGAGCAACAUAAGGGAACAAAGUGGACUUCCCUUCAUCACUCUUGACUGGAUUUGUUCAGUAUAAACCGCUGUUUUGUUCAGUAUUGUUCUUCGUUUUAAAGGAAUUAAACCAAGUCUAUCUGCUCUGAA
Messenger RNA from Menidia menidia (Atlantic silverside), 4821 nucleotides. The record is from the annotation of a GenBank genome assembly. Lineage: Eukaryota; Metazoa; Chordata; Actinopteri; Atheriniformes; Atherinopsidae.